UGAUUUUUGUGGAGAUUAUAUAAUAAAUUUAAAGUUCUUAUUCACUAGUAAGUACCUACACCCGCAAUUUAGAUAAAAUACUUGAUUAAUGAAAAUCUAUAGUGCACAUAACAUUGACCUCAUUUACAAACUACUGUUCUAGUUACGACCUCAGAACGGCCACUUGAAACACUGUCGAAAUUGUCGAUGGCUGUAACGAUGGAACUAGAAGAGAGCGCUUCAGACUCCAAGCUCCAUAAGGAAAGCUUGGCAAAGAAAGAGUUCAGGCCCUCUAGCGCUGUGUCCGUGUCCAAGUCGGAACAUGGAACAGCCGAUACAACAUCUUCAGUAGAACAGUUAAGACAGUACAGGAGUUGGGUGAGUAACGAAAGAUGGAAUGAACUCAAAAAGAUCGCAGAUACGGCAAUGAGGGAACGGAAAGUGUUCAUGAUAAAAGGGGGAGGUUUUCCUGCGGUUCGCCGGGCGCUGUUGGAAAGAGGUUGGAUCGAAAAAUAUGAGUCACACAAGGUCAGACACCCCCCUGCAAUUGUAGAUCCAAAAAGAGUUUCAGGAAAAGAGCUUUCGAAAGUUGAAAGGAUGAUCCUUUACAAGUUCAUGGAACAUCACUCUGUCGAUUUUCUUUGGACGACUAAAAGAGAUAAAUAUGAUUGGCUGCUUAGCAAUAAAGAAGUUGUUAUAAGCAGAUUUUGCAGAUCCGUUUUUACCACAAAAGAAGGCUUGACUACCUCCCUUAUUCAAAUGCAUUGGCACACCGAACCAGGAGUAGCGAUAACGAAAUUUCCUAGAUGCUAUAAUAUUUAUAAUUCCGAUAGCCUGGAAGAAUUCAUCGACGAUUUCAGACUAACUGCAUGUAUAAGUGUUCUUAAAUGGUUAUCAAAUUCGUUAAAAGGAACAGAGGAACAAGAACUCGUGAAUAUACAUGGAAAAGUUCCGUUUACAGCUAUUGAAUUCGCCAUAAGUAGAUUAAACGAAUAUAUUUCGUUCUAUACGCAUAAGGACAUUGACGAUAGCGAAGAUCAAACAGUACAUAUAUGGGAGCACGAAUGGGACCAAUUUUUAACUCACCAUUAUCUCUUGGUACAUGAAAACGCAAAGUUUUUGGAAGACCAAUGCACUAACAUAAGAAAUUUAGAAAGAAAAGCGUCUAAAGCAUUGGCUUCAAUGACCAAGUUCUGGCCACAGAUUGACAUCGAUGGUGUUUUCAAUAUUUGGAUCGUUAAGCCCGGAAAUAAGUGCCGCGGUAAAGGCAUACAACUUAUGAAUAAUAUAAAAGACAUUAUAGGGCUUAUAAAUAUUCCGGCACAAAAAACAAGAUACGUUGUACAAAAGUAUAUUGAAAAUCCACUAGUAAUUUACGACACCAAGUUCGAUAUACGUCAGUGGUUUCUAAUUACGAAUUCCCAACCGCUAACGAUAUGGGUGUACAAAGACAGCUAUUUGCGGUUUAGCUCUCAAAUAUUCAGCUUGUCUAACUACCAUGAAUCUGUGCACCUUACAAACAAUGCUGUUCAAACUAAAUACAAGAAUAACGGCGACCGCGACAAAGCACUGCCUGAUGAAAAUAUGUGGGACUGCCAUACUUUCAAAGCGUACCUUAGACAGAUAGGAAAGUAUGAAUUAUGGGACUCAAAAAUAUAUCCUGGGAUAAAGCAAUGCUUGGUCGGAGCUAUGCUAGCGUGUCAGGAGACAAUGGAUAAAAGACAAAACAGCUUCGAAUUGUACGGAGCUGACUUCAUGUUAACAGAUGAUUUUACACCAUGGCUGAUCGAGAUCAAUUCCAGUCCAGACUUGGCACCAACCACAUCUGUUACAGCUAGAUUAUGUCCACAAUGUUUAGAAGACGUAAUAAAAGUUGUUUUGGACAGACGAUUUAAUCCUGAAGCCGACACGGGAACUUUUGAAUUGGCAUACAGACAGUUUAUUCCAAAAGCCCCUGCAUAUCUUGGUUUAUCAUUAUGCAUUAAUGGCAAACGGCUUGUAAAAAAGUCGAAGGAACGAAAACACGAGCCAAGAAGCGUUACUCCAAUAGGACCUCCAGUUCAAUCCGGGGAUUCAGUUCCUGACCAGCCAGUCCCACCGGAAUACACUGGACCUAUUAUCACAGAUUUUCUUACUUGGUUAAAUCCAUACGAUUCACUGCCGAUGAACAAAGAUAACCUAGUUGUUGGUCCUAAGGAAUCACUUACGGUACGCCAAGCGGUUGCAGUGGUAAAAUCGGGUCAGUCGCUAAAAAAUAGUAACAAAAAGCGUAAAACAUCUGCGCUCUCUUUUAGGACACUUCGAGGCAGGCGCGAAAGAAACGCAGAAUUUAAGCGUCGAAUCGUGCCACACUCCUGUUGUCGUCCAGAAGACACCCAGUCCCUCAAUCAUGUUGGCAAGUACCGAACAGAGUCGGCUAGUAAAGCGGAGAAAUUUAGACCGAAGAUCGAUAGGUCGGUAGGCAAUAAACGAUGCUACAUUGAUCCAGUUGAGUGGGAGCGAGAAACUGCCAGUAUCCUCCGGUCUACAAUAUCCGUUCAGAAUAAAAUGUCGGCUAGAAACGAGCCAGCAGUUACAAACGUACGGCAAACAAAAUCUGGUAUUGUCCACUCCAAUAAUUAUAAGCCAUUGUUAGAACCGCUAAGCUCUCGCAGUUAUGUUGAUAGUGGAAAUACAAUUAAAAAACUAAGCGCUAUCGGCAAAAGUAUAUUAUAUUGUAAGUUAAACGACGAAAAUAGAGCAAAAAAGUCAAUUAGUUUUUCUAACAGUUGUACUUCAAUAACGCCGUACCGUAUUGCGAUAACUCCUUUAAAUGAUGAUUCGCAAAAUUUGUAUUCAAAGAACAAAACUAAAAACUAAUUAUUAUUGGUCU
Molecule: messenger RNA, 2851 nt
Organism: Pararge aegeria (speckled wood butterfly)
Lineage: Eukaryota; Metazoa; Arthropoda; Insecta; Lepidoptera; Nymphalidae
Product: tubulin glycylase 3A-like
Exons: 10
Coding region: 187-2838 (883 amino acids)
Biological process (GO): cilium assembly; cilium movement; protein polyglycylation
Cellular component (GO): cilium
Molecular function (GO): protein-glycine ligase activity, initiating
Source: RefSeq, a predicted model, not a curated record